AGCAUAAGCAGAAAUGGGUUUUGAGUUUUUUUUUUUUUUUUCGGGGAGCAAUAAAUAAGAGCUCUUCACACACAGUUUUCACAAAUUCUAGAGAGAGAAAGCUGUUACUGCUGCUUAGUACUGUUUAGAGAGAGAAAGUGUGAGUGAGAGAGAGAGAGAGAGUAGUGAGAAAAGCAAAAAAUGGAGGAUCUACCUGAGGAAUCAGAGAACGGAGAAGAGGUACAGGGCUCGAGUUUGACUAUGGAGAAGGUUGCUGCAGCUAAACAGUUCAUAGAGAAUCAUUACAGAGCUCAGAUGAAGAACAUUAAAGAGCGAAAAGAGAGACGAUGGAUGUUAGAAAGGAAAUUGGCUUCGUCAGAUGUGCCUGAGGACGUACAAAUGAACUUGAUUAGAGAUUUAGAACGGAAGGAGACAGAAUUUAUGCGGCUUAAAAGGCACAAGAUAUGCGUGGAUGAUUUUGAGCUUUUAACCAUCAUUGGAAGGGGGGCCUUUGGCGAGGUUCGAUUAUGUAGGGAGAAAAAAUCUGGCAACAUUUACGCGAUGAAAAAGUUGAAGAAGUCUGAAAUGCUUAUGCGUGGACAGGUUGAACAUGUUAAAGCUGAGAGAAAUUUGCUGGCUGAAGUUGGUAGCCAUUGCAUAGUGAAGCUUUACUAUUCGUUCCAGGAUGCUGAAUACCUGUAUUUGAUUAUGGAAUAUCUGCCUGGUGGGGACAUGAUGACUUUGCUGAUGAGGGAAGAUACCUUACCCGAAGACGUGGCUAGAUUUUACAUUGCGCAGAGUGUGCUUGCCAUAGAAUCUAUUCACAAGCACAACUAUAUUCAUAGAGACAUCAAACCCGACAACCUUCUUCUGGAUAAAUAUGGUCACAUGAAACUCUCAGAUUUUGGCCUGUGUAAACCUCUUGAUUGUACAACUUUGCCUGCACUGCAUGAAAAUAGAACUAUGGGUGAUGAAAAUAUGACAGAAGCAAUGGAUAUCGAUGGAACUGAGGCGGAUAAUAGGAAAAGCUGGAGGAGCCCUCGUGAACAGCUUCAGCAUUGGCAGAUGAACAGGAGGAAAUUGGCAUUUUCAACUGUGGGAACUCCAGACUACAUUGCUCCUGAAGUACUAUUGAAGAAAGGAUAUGGAAUGGAGUGUGACUGGUGGUCACUUGGAGCAAUUAUGUACGAAAUGCUUGUUGGUUAUCCUCCAUUUUAUUCAGAUGAACCAAUAGCUACUUGCAGAAAGAUUGUUCAUUGGAGAACCCACCUGCAAUUCCCAGAAGAUGCAAGGUUGACACCUGAGGCUAAGGAUCUGAUUUGUAGGUUGCUCUGUGAUGUUGAUCAUAGGCUAGGUACUGGAGGGGCACACCAAAUUAAGUCUCACCCUUGGUUCAAUGGCGUCAUGUGGGAUAAACUCUAUGAAAUGGAAGCAGCUUUUAAACCAGAAGUCAAUGGAGAGCUUGAUACCCAGAACUUCAUGAAGUUUGAUGAAUUGGAUGCUCCAACUCCCUCAAGAAGUGGCUCUGGACCCUCCCGAAAGUUGCUCUUAACUCCUAAAGAUUUAAGCUUUGUUGGCUAUACAUACAAGAAUUUCGAUGCUGUAAAAGGGCUUCGCCAAUCUCUCGGCGAGGCACGCAGAGAGCAUGUAACAAAACAGGCACAGGAGGAAAUCGAAAUACAAAUGCUUGCAUCAACAGGUGAUCCCAUGUUACCUUAAUUUAAGUAAUCAUGAGAUCAAAACCCCGAAAACAGAAGAUUGAAUCGAAGAUGCAUACUAUAAUAAUAGGUUAAAAAGUGCUUAUAUAUGUUGUGGACCAACCAACCAUAUAAGUGUACAGUAGUAGUUUUCGAAGAGCUUCAUAUAAAAAAAAAAAAAAGAAAAAAGAAAGAAAGAAAAGCCGGUAUAACCCUACAGUUGAGGGGGCAAAAGGAAAGGAGAGAAGAAGAAGACGACGACGACGACUUUAGUUUUUUCAAAAAAAAAAAAAACGAAAAAAAAUAAGUUAUUGUGAAUUAGAUUUUAGCAACUUAGGACAGAAACAUUUGGAGCUUUUCUUGGCUGCCCAGGUUGGCAGAUGAGUGGCACACACACCACACUUACUUGCCUUCACUAGUGGCAGUAUCUGGUCAAAAAAAUAUUAUGUGAUUUUUAAGAAUUUUUUAAGAACAACAAACUAAAACUACUACUAUUACUACUCAGAAACUCCAUGUCCUUUCCUUUCAUUGUUAAAGAAUAUAUUAUUCCCCUUUAAAAAAUGGGGUAAUAAUUAAAAAGAAGAAGAAGAAGACUAUUAUUGGUCAUGGAGAAAAGUUGUUGUUGUGGUAACAAAAUUUGCCUCAGUUAUUAUUAUUCCUUACGUUUUUGCCUUAAAGUGGCUUAAAUUGUAAUGGCAUGUGUUUGUUGCAUCCCUAAUUACUUGUGGAUUAUUUUUCUUUAUUUUAUUUGCUUCUUCGAUAAAAUAUAAAGAAAUUUCCUUUUUGCUAUAUAAAUUAGCAAAUUAAUUCUUAA
Cannabis sativa is the source of this 2490-nucleotide messenger RNA. RefSeq lists its product as uncharacterized. Gene Ontology annotation, molecular function: ATP binding; protein serine/threonine kinase activity. Gene Ontology annotation, biological process: intracellular signal transduction; peptidyl-serine phosphorylation. The coding region runs from base 181 to 1698 and encodes 505 amino acids. The record is from RefSeq and is a predicted model, not a curated record. Lineage: Eukaryota; Viridiplantae; Streptophyta; Magnoliopsida; Rosales; Cannabaceae. The transcript is spliced from 12 exons.